This is a messenger RNA of Ilex paraguariensis (yerba mate), 2459 nucleotides long. The record is from the annotation of a GenBank genome assembly. NCBI's taxonomy places the organism in Eukaryota, Viridiplantae, Streptophyta, Magnoliopsida, Aquifoliales, Aquifoliaceae.
AGAGAGAGAACGCAUCCUCUGGGUCUAAAGCUUUUCUGGGUCAUUGAGAAAUGGGCACUGGUUGGAGAAGAGCUUUUUGCACAACAAUCCCUAGAGAUCGAGAAACAAAAGUUGAUGAUAAGCAUCAUGAACAAAGCUUCCAAACUCAAAUCCCAAGCCCAAGUCCGAGCCCCAGAAGCUGUGCCAAGUUUGGCUUUUUAUCAGGUGGUGGAAGCAACCCAUCUACGCCUCGCUUGUCGUCUCAAACUCCGACGACUUUGCGUUGUCGAACCAGCACCGUCGCAGCUGCUCCUACACACCCUGCUAAUGAGACCCUCAUUAGCCCCAAGCUCCAAUGCAAAACCAACACCCCAAAGUCCACAAAGAGUCCUAGGGGACUUCUGGGUUCAAACCCAUCUUCCCCCAGAUCCCCAUUUUCGAUUCUCAAGAACAGCCUUCGUCUUUAUAGAAAUAACUGUGGAGUGUGCUUGCAGAGCGUGAAGACAGGUCAAGGAAUGGCAAUUUACACAGCAGAAUGCUCUCACUCCUUUCACUUCCCCUGCAUAGCUUCACACGUGAGAAAGCAAGGCAACCUUGUCUGCCCAGUCUGCAACUCCACAUGGCGAGACGUUCCUCUGCUUGCCAUUCACAAGCUUAAGCAACAGCAACACCAUCAAGAAGAAGAAGUUGACUCCACCAAAAAAAAACUUGAAGAAACCAAAGAACCACUACAUUCCCCAUCACUUACCAAUCUCAAAACCAAGCAAGAGCCAAAAUUACCCAUCAAACAGCACGAUACGAGGGCUUACGACGACGACGAGCCCUUGCUGUCACCGACCGCCGGUGUUAAGUUCAUUCCAAUCCCAGAAGCAAACGAGAACGAAGCACUCGAAGAUGAGAUCGAAGAGUUUCAAGGGUUCUUUGUCAAUCCCAUUUCAAGUGACGAACCCGUAAACAACACCAGAGAUUUGAGAAAUGUAGAAGCGAAAUUGAUGCCAGAGGCUGCUAUCGUUUCAACGAAUCGAACCCAUGAGACCUACACCGUCGUUUUGAAGGUAAAAGCACCCCCACCGCAACCACCACCGCCGGCGCACAAUAGCAACACCGCCAAUUUUCUGGACCCGACGCGCCGUGCUCCCAUUGAUUUGGUGACGGUGCUUGAUGUGAGUGGUGCCAUGGGUGGAGCCAAGCUUCAUAUGCUCAAGCGAGCCAUGCGCCUGGUUAUUUCAUCACUCGGCUCGGCUGACCGGCUCUCAAUCGUAGCCUUCUCGGCUAGUCCUAAGCGGCUCUUGCCUUUAAGAAGAAUGACGCCCCACGGUCAACGGUCUGCUCUACGGCUUAUUGACCGGCUUACAUGUAGUCAAGGGAAUAGCGUUGGUGAUGCUCUAAGAAAAGCCACUAAAGUACUUGAAGAUCGAAGAGAGAGAAACCCAGUUGCCAGCAUCAUUCUCUUAUCCGGCGGUCAAGAUGAGAGGGAGGUGCACUCAGAUAACAUAAAUCAACGUCAAAGAUCAACCCAUGUGUCAUCCACUCGAUUCGCUCACAUCGAAAUUCCGGUACAUACGGCUGGCUAUAGCUAUGAGCCGGCCGAGGAUGCUUUUGCUAAAUGCGUUGGUGGGUUACUGAGCGUGGUGGUUCAAGAUUUACGUAUUCAGCUGGGUUUUUCCUCUGGCUCAGACCCAGCUGAAAUCGCAGCCGUUUAUUCUUGCAAUGGACGGCCCACAGUGCUCGGCUCAGAUAGUGUUCGGCUUGGUGACCUCUACGCCGAGGAGGAAAGAGAAUUACUGGUGGAAUUGAAGGUCCCCACGUCGAUUAUUGGGUCCCACCACGUGUUGUCCGUUAAAUGCUCCUAUAGAGACCCAGCGACCCAAGAGUUAAUCUACAGUAGAGAACAGGCCUUGCCUGUCCCGAAGCCACAAGCCGUUAGAUCUUCAAUGCCUAAUAUCGAACGGCUGAGAAAUCUCUUCAUCACUACGCGAGCAAUAGCCGAGUCUCGGCGAUUAAUUGAGCACAAUGAGUUUUCUAGUGCGCAUCAUUUGUUGUCCUCGACUAGAGCUUUGUUGAUUCAGUCUAGCUCGAUAUCGGCUAAUGACUACAUUCGCGGCUUGGAAGCCGAGCUGGAAGAGCUGCAAUGGAGGAGACAAUAUCAACAGCAGAUAGAGCAGCAACAGAUGAUCCAACGGCGGAGAGUGAAUGAUAGAGAAGUGGGUGUGUUUCUUGAUGAGAAUGGAGAGCCGCUUACACCGACUUCGGCUUGGAGAGCAGCUGAGAAGCUGGCUAAGGUGGCGAUGACAAAGAAGUCGUUGAAUAGAGUCGGCGAUUUGCACGGCUUUGAGAAUGCUAGAUUCUAAUAAACUAGUAAUUUUCUUCCGCAUGAUGUUUAGAUCAUAGUUGGGUAAUGGGCGGAGAGAGUGGCCCACAGGGCCCAAUGGGUAGAAUAGCCACAAGAGAUACCUGACGGGCCCGGCCCUUUCUGCAGA